Neomonachus schauinslandi (Hawaiian monk seal) is the source of this 1898-nucleotide messenger RNA. It is a transcript of the gene SNX30, whose product is annotated as sorting nexin family member 30. Gene Ontology annotation, molecular function: phosphatidylinositol binding. Lineage: Eukaryota; Metazoa; Chordata; Mammalia; Carnivora; Phocidae. The coding region runs from base 1 to 1314 and encodes 437 amino acids. The transcript has 9 exons. The record is from RefSeq and is a predicted model, not a curated record.
AUGUCGGGCGGGCCCCCCAAGGGCCUGCCGUCCACCGGGCCCCACUCCCUGCUCGACAUGCCGCACCCGCUGGCCGGCUCCAGCAGCGAGGAGGCCGUGGGCGGCGACAGCACGCCCAGCCCGGACCUGCUGAUGGCCCGCAGCUUCGGCGACAAGGAUCUCAUUUUGCCCAACGGUGGUACUCCAGCAGGUACUUCGAGUCCAGCUUCUUCAUCUUCCCUUCUCAACAGACUUCAGCUUGAUGAUGACAUCGAUGGCGAGACCAGAGAUCUCUUUGUCACAGUUGACGACCCCAAGAAGCAUGUCUGUACGAUGGAGACCUACAUUACGUAUAGGAUCACCACCAAAAGUACGCGGGUGGAGUUUGACCUGCCAGAAUAUUCUGUUCGUCGAAGGUACCAGGAUUUUGACUGGCUGAGGAACAAACUGGAGGAAUCCCAGCCUACUCAUCUCAUUCCCCCGCUCCCUGAGAAGUUUGUGGUGAAAGGUGUUGUAGAUCGUUUUUCAGAAGAGUUUGUGGAGACCAGAAGAAAAGCUUUGGAUAAAUUCCUAAAAAGAAUUACAGAUCAUCCUGUGCUCUCUUUCAAUGAGCACUUUAAUGUUUUCCUUACUGCUAAGGACCUGAAUGUCUACAAGAAGCAAGGGAUGGCGCUGCUGACCAGAGUGGGCGAGUCUGUCAAGCAUGUCACUGGAGGCUACAAGCUGAGGAGUCGACCUCUUGAGUUUGCAGCUGUCGGCGACUACUUAGAUACAUUUGCGCUCAAACUGGGAACCAUUGACCGAAUAGCCCAGAGGAUCAUUAAGGAAGAAAUAGAGUACCUUGUAGAGCUGCGAGAAUAUGGGCCUGUGUACUCCACGUGGAGUGCAUUAGAGGGGGGGCUGGCUGAGCCACUGGAGGGUGUGUCAGCUUGCAUUGGCAGCUGCUCGACGGCCUUGGAAGAGCUGACCGAUGACAUGACAGAAGACUUCCUACCUGUGCUCAGGGAAUAUAUUUUAUACUCUGACUCUAUGAAGAGUGUACUGAAGAAGAGGGACCAAGUGCAAGCAGAGUAUGAAGCCAAACUGGAAGCUGUGGCUCUGAGGAAGGAAGACCGCCCCAAGGUGCCAGCAGACGUUGAGAAGUGUCAGGAUCGGAUGGAGUGUUUCAACGCCGAUCUGAAAGCCGACAUGGAGAGAUGGCAGAACAACAAGAGGCAGGACUUCCGGCAGCUGCUCAUGGGAAUGGCCGACAAGAACAUCCAGUAUUAUGAGAAGUGCCUCAUGGCGUGGGAGUCGAUCAUUCCACUACUGCAGGAGAAACAAGAGGCCAAGUAAGUCCCCUCCUGGGACAGAGACUCUCCUGCCUACACAGGGCAUGGUGUACCGGAACGCCCCUGUCGUGCAGAGAGACGGCACUGAGAAGCAUCUCUCCUUUGUGUAUUUCUUUCCCUGCCCGCCCCUCACCCCCUUCGUCCGCCCGCCGGUGGUUUUCCAUUAGUUUCUAUUCCUUAGUGGAGUCCGCAAGGCUAUCAUCAUCUCUCCACGAAACAGCAUUCCUCCGUGGCACGAAGGAACCUACGAAAUGGAACACUAAGAAGAUUUGCAGCCGAGGGACGAGACGACCCAGCUGACAUUCUGACAUUGCAUUACGGUUUCCUGUUUGCGGGAACCGCAGAGUUGCCUGUGGUGGAAGAGAGCCCGGGUUUUGCUUUUCAAGGACACGAGGAAGGCACGGACAGGAGGCAGCCCCUGUUGUCCGUGGACACGUGGUGACUACGGAACGGACCUCCAUGGGGCAGUGACUUGUCUCGGCCUAGAAGGAGGUGUUGGUACCUCCGUGGAAAGCCCUUAACUAACGUACGGUGGCCUGUAGCUGUGUGUGCGGCCCGCCGCCUGCUUGUGAUGAGCGACAGCUGUCU